AUGGCCCAAUGGAUAAGGCGCUGGUCUACGGAACCAGAGAUUCUGGGUUCGAUCCCCAGUGGACUUACAAACAUAAUAUGGGGUGAGGCUGAUGAUAGUGAUGACCAUAUCGUGCCUUAUCCAGAAGCAAGUGAAGAUUAUUGCAAGAAGAGGGAAUUAAGUGAAGAAGCUGGUACCAUUAAAUCUAAUGUGCAGAAGGCACCUGGGACUAAAGUUGAUAUUGAUGGGAGAAAGGUGGAGAGCAGUUCAAACUUUGACAGUAGUGAAGGAACUUCUGCCUCUGUACUUGACAUGGACCGAUGGCCUAACUUGUCGUUAUCUAAUGAUGCCAAAACUGAUCAGGAUUCCUUGGACACUUCAAUGUCUAACAAUUUAACUGACAUUACCAAACUUGAUUCUUCAAUGGCUCAACUUGAUAAGGACACUGAGAUUUUUCAAAAUCCCCAUGAAGAUAAAGAACAAGGUGAUUUUGUUGAUUAUGGCUGGGCUAGCAUUGGAAGCUUUGAUGAUCUUGAUCGGAUUUUUAGCAAUGAUGACCCAAUAUUUGGCAAUGUAAAUCUUGGUAAUGCUGAUGAGCUAUGGUCUUCUUCUAAAGAUACAACUAACAGUCCAGCAAAGCCCUUUCCAAUAUCUGUGGCUUCAAGACAAGAUUAUGCACAAGAAGAUGACGAGCUGUUUACCCCUGGCUAUAGCAAAAUGAAUGAUCCUGCAUCUUAUUGUCUGCAGGAUACACAGGCAAGCCUUGAUCAUGCAGAAUAUGAUGGAGGCAAAACUAAGCCUAUACUUAAGGAGCAGGCAGAUUUGGCCAUUGUGGGAAACAACACAGCAAGUAACUCUCAGCUGACAGCAGAAAAUGAUGCACUGCCAAAUGAAUUAGCAAACAAGGCUUACAGGCAAAAGAAACUCUUGAAAGGUCGAAAAAAGCUGGAAGAAAGAGGUGAACUGAAAUCCUACCAAGAUUUUUAUGGAAACUGGACUUCAUCUGGAAUCCAAGCCAGUCAACUUACGAAUCAGUCUGCACCCCAAAUUAUGCAAUCUUCUCCCCCUUCAAUUCUCAGCCAACACAAGCAGCUACAGGGACCUGAGCAGUUGCAGUACCAGCAGAUAUCCAAUCCAUUUGUUCCCCCUUCUGCAUACGAGAGUCUUACAAAUCCAUACUCCAUGCCUGUGUUGUCUCACAUUCAGUCUGGUGAAUUUAAGCAUCAGCCUUUAGCUUCUGGUUAUGAAGUUUCUUCAGUUUCUUCAGGCAAUGCAAAUCCUAUAAACAAGCCAGCUGACUGUCCGGUGAAACCCCAGAGAAUGACACCUCAAGAAAAAAUUGAAAAAUUAAGGAGGCGGCAACAAAUUCAGGCAAUGCUUGCCAUUCAGAAACAGCAGCAGCAGCUUGUUCAUCAAAAGUGUUCCCAAGAAAAUCAAGUUCCGCUUGUUGAAGGAGCUGACCUAGAAGUAGAUGAUCUAAGUACUCUUGCUUCAUUCGACCCAAACUCGCCCAUCGAGCAAGAUGAUUCCAAUACAAUCUCUCUGGCAGUUAAUGGCUAUUCAACGAAGGACGCAAUACUCUACAGGCUUCAAGAUAUUAUUUCAAAGUUGGAUGCCAGAAUUAGACUCUGUAUUCGGGAUAGCUUGUUCCGGUUGUCUCAAAGUGCAAUGCACCGGCAUUAUGCUAGUGAUACUAGCAGUACAAACAAUACUAACAGGGAUGAACAAGUUGCUCUGAAAGAGGAAACCAGUAGUCAUAGCAGGAUGGUUAAGAUGCCUGAAGUGGAAACAGAGACCAACCCCAUAGAUCGGACUGUAGUGCAUUUGCUGUUUCACGGACCUAUGGAUUUCUCUGGGAAGCAUCGUGAUACACCUGAAUCACCUGUUUCAACUAAGCUCUCGUGUGAGCCCAAGACAGCAGGCAUUACAAAACUGUCAAUGGGAAGCUUGCCCGAGACUCCAAAAAGUAAACCGAACUUCUCUCAACAGAGUUCUAAACUUUCUAGCAUCUUGACCCAUGCCCAGCCUGUGAGUCAGUGUAAAAGCAAUCCUUGCUUAGAUGCUUCAGAAGAUGCAUCAAACAAUGGGCCUGCAGAUGAAGGAGCUAGAGAG
Dovyalis caffra is the source of this 2091-nucleotide messenger RNA. Lineage: Eukaryota; Viridiplantae; Streptophyta; Magnoliopsida; Malpighiales; Salicaceae. The record is from the annotation of a GenBank genome assembly.